Messenger RNA from Priapulus caudatus, 2674 nucleotides. RefSeq names its product WASH complex subunit 7-like. Lineage: Eukaryota; Metazoa; Priapulida; Priapulimorpha; Priapulimorphida; Priapulidae. The record is from RefSeq and is a predicted model, not a curated record. The coding region runs from base 17 to 2674 and encodes 885 amino acids. The transcript is spliced from 24 exons. Gene Ontology annotation, cellular component: endosome; WASH complex. Gene Ontology annotation, biological process: endosome organization; endosomal transport.
ACCAAGUGAGCAGUCAAUGAUGGCAGUCGAAAAGAGGGAGGAUUGGGAGUUCGAUAAGUUUGACGAUGGAUCAUUGCAGAUCGUUGGCGAGGUCCAGGUGCGGAAGUACGAGCGAUUUCUCGAGGACUACUGCAGUCAGCUGAGGGGUAUAGAGAAGGCACUGGAUGAGGCGAUCGCCGACGCGUGGGACUUCUCCCUAGAUCCCAUCUCACUGCAGGUAGAGCAGGGGGGCGUGGCGCGAGCAAUGGACGUGGGAGGCGUCCACCUGCAGAUCGUGUUCGAACAUCUCGGCGAACUGCUGACCGUUCUCCUCACGCUCGACGAGAUCAUCGACAACCAGGGGGCGCUGCGAGAACACUGGACGCUCUACAAGAGGAUGUUGAAGUCGGUUCGCGCGAACCCCGCGACCUUCAACAUAGAGGUCGCGAAGCUGCGACUGUUCGAAAAGCUGCUGAUGAAACUGGAGGGACAGCUGAUGGACCGGAUGAUCCUACGCAACUGCAUAGAGCAGAUGUUCGACAGCAGCAGCGCGUUCGUGACGAAGAACUCCUCGUUUGCCGAGGAGUUCAUCCUGAACAUCCGUGCGAUCUACACUAUGAUCGAGAAUAAGAUCGGCGAGCCGAACGAGGUCGAUCAGCGCUACAAGUACGUCGGAGUGUGCGCCCUCUACGUUGCUAGCACUUCAGAUUUAUGGAUCGAUAGCGAUCUGACAAAAAACUCUUCAAGCUUCUCUGGGACGUCCAUAAAAAGAUUCCUGCGGUGUCGACCUUGUUGGCAAGCGUCGUCGUGUUCCGACGAGCUUCCUGCUAGCAGCAGGCGCUUUUUUCCCCACAUGACGAAGGCACUCGGACGGCGGGGGCCCAGGGAAAAAAAAAAAGCAGGUUUUUUCGGGGCAGCAGCAGCUCAACUACCUGUCGCCAGCAGAGCCAGCAGCCUGUCCAGGGAGGUUCACCACUGGUACCUUCACAUCUCGUCGUGGAUGAUCAAGAUGGAGGCGACCUUCAAGAUGAACACCGACGACCUGAACAAACAGUGCGUGCUCUUCAUACAGGGUCUGUUGUUUGCUUACAACGUGAGUCACCAGGUUCGUACGAUUAUGAACCUCCAUGUCGCGCUGUCGAAACCAAUGACCAGGACCUCCGUGCUGGCCCUCUGCAGGCUCGUGGAACUGCUGAAGGCUCGUGGAACUGCUGAAGGUACGCUGGCUGAGGCAACAGAUUGCAGUUUCCUUUACUGGCAUAGAGUUGUCUUUCCCAUCUACUUACAGGACGUGUUCGAAGGUGCCAGCGACUCCCGCCGCAUCCACUACAUGUUCGGGGCCCUGCGGGACUGUGUUGCGCCGUUGAAGCAGACCUGCCACCUGGAGUCUCCCCACCUACUCACCGAGGCGUUCGAGAAGGAAAUGAUGGCAAACGUGAAAGAGCACCUGCUGGCCCCUAUGUGCAGGGAGGUGGAGACGGACCUGCGGCUGCACAUACACUCGCACCUGCAGCUGGACGAUCGUAACCCGUACAAGAAGGGCCUGCGCGAUCCGUCACGGCUGCUGCGCGUGAAGCCGACGCGAUUCUUCCACAGUUUCAUCAACAUCAAAGUUCACGUGGAAGGUUACCUCGACCGGACGUUCUACAAUCUGACGACGGUCGCGCUGCAUGACUGGAAGACGUACGGAGAGAUGCGAACCCUGGCGAGUCAGAAGUACGGCCUGCAGCUAGCCGAGCCACACCUGCCCAGCCAGACGCUGGAACAGAUCAUGAACACGACGGUGAACUUCACCUACCAGUUCCUGCGCAAGAAGUUCUACAUCUUCUCUCAGUUCAUGUACGACGAACACAUCAAGUCGCGUCUCAUCAAGGAUCUUCGGAUGUUCCGGGAGAUCCGGAGCCAGAACAACCAGAUGUACCCGUACGAGAGAGCCGACAAGUUCAACAAGGGCAUCCGGAAGCUGGGACUGACGCCUGAUGGCCAGAGCUACCUGGACCAGUUCAGAGAGCUGAUCAGUCAAAUCGGCAACGCGAUGGGUUACAUCCGCAUGGUGCGCUCGGGAGGCCUGCACUGCUGCAGCAACAACAUCAGCUUCGUUCCCGACCUGGACGAUAUCGUCUGCUACGAGGAACUCUGCCAGGAGGAGGAGCUGUCGGAGGAGUGUGUGCGCGCGGCUAGAAACUUGGAUCAAGUCAUCAGCAAUAUGGCGAAAAACUUUGCUGAAGGCACCGAGUAUUUCCAGAUGCUGGUGGACGUGUUCUCGGGUGAGUUCCGGAGCAACAAGAACAUGCACCUGAGGAACUUCUUUGCGAUCCUUCCUCCGCUGACGCUGAACUACGUGGAACACAUGAUCAGCUGCAAGGAGAAGAUGACGAAGAAGAACAAGGUUGGAGCGGCGUUCACCGACGACGGGUUCGCCAUGGGCGUCGCCUACAUCCUCAAGCUGCUCGACCAAUCGCGGAAGUUCGACUCGUUGCACUGGUUCCAGUCGGUGAAGCAGAAUAAAGGCAAGCGGGACGGUGGCGCCACCAACGCCGACAGCGGCCAGCCGGGCGGCACGUCCUCACGAGAGGUGACGACCACGGAGAGAGGGCUGCGUAGCAGCUUCCCUGCGGAGCGCGAGGAUGAUGGCGAGGCAGUGAUGGUGAUGAACUGGCAUCGUGGCGACUCAACCGCCUCUCCUAGCGCGUGA